Messenger RNA from Candidula unifasciata, 455 nucleotides. The record is from the annotation of a GenBank genome assembly. Lineage: Eukaryota; Metazoa; Mollusca; Gastropoda; Stylommatophora; Geomitridae.
AUGCGCUGGUGUCGCAUACGUUUCGUUCUUCUAGGCCUGCUGCUGUGUGUGGUCGAUGUAGUCAGUGGAACGUGUGGUCAGCGGUUUACUGACCCACCAUCUAGUGCCCUGCUUUCCGAUGUUGUUAUUGAAGGCAAGGUUAGGAAAACGCCGGAGUCCCAACCAGGCCAAAUCUACAACAUCACAGUUGCUAUCAGAAAGAAGAUUCUGAAAGGAGCGCAGCUUGUCGGAAAUGGCAGCCCUUCUAAAAAGAUCACAAUUGCGAGGUUCAGAAAUGGAGGUCGAGACUCGACCAAUUGUGUAGGCAGUGUCCAGCAAGGCAGGACGUAUUUCUUCUUUCUAAAGGAUAUCUCUGACCCUAAAGGAUUACACUUUGAAAUUAUGGCCAUGCCAGUCAAGAAAUCUAAAAACAUGGCAACAGAGCUGCGGAAAGUUUUAUGCGAAAAUUGUGGUAA